AUGCAGCUUCCCCAGGGUCUUCCGACAGUCGGCGGCGGCACCGAGUCGUUCUGGCGCACCAACCUCCACGAGCUCGACGAUUAUCGUUCGACAGAGCAACUACCUGAACAAUCCGACAUUGUUAUCAUCGGAGCUGGUUACGCUGGUGUCGCGACAGCUUAUCAUCUCCUCGAGGCCGGCAGCAAGGCAUCGAUUACCCUUCUCGAGGCGCGUGCAGCAUGCUCGGGCGCGACAGGCCGCAACGGAGGUCACCUCCGUCCAGAUCUCUACGGCCACAUCCCGACACACAUCGACCGUCAAGGACUGAAAGCUGGCGUUGAGAUUGCCGAGUUCGAAGCUGCUCAUGUCACGGCCAUCAAAAAAGUCGUCGCAAAGGAGAAGAUCGAUUGCGACUUGGUCAUAACAAGGUCAAGCGAUGUCUGGUGCAACCAAGAUGCCGCCGAAAGAGCCAAAGCCAGUUAUGACAGAAUGGUCGCCUACGGAUGCAAGCACAUGGACGAUGUUCACUUCACUAUGGGGAAGGAUGCUGAGGGUCACGCCAAAGCAUGCGCCACCUACACCGCAGGCACCAUAUGGCCAUACAAGUUCAUCAUGACCCUACUCGGCAUCUUACGAGACCGCGGCGUCAACAUUCAAACACACACUCCAGUCAACUCCAUCUCUGCUUCGACUGAGGGUCGAUGGACAGUCUCCACGGACCGCGGCGACAUCAAGACCCAGAAAGUCGUCCACGCUACCAACGCAUACACUAAAGCCUUGUUGCCAGAGUACGAGAAGAACAUCAUACCCUGCAAAGGCAUCUGCUGCCACAUCGCUGUCCCCGAAGGAGACGUCGCUCCGUUGGUUGGCAAUUCAUACAUCAUCCGCGAGCAAGGCGACCCUAGCGUCCUCAGCUACCUAAUCCCUCGCUCUGACGGCGGCAUCAUAGUCGGCGGCUCUCAAGCCAUCUUCAAGCCACAGCUCGAACAGUGGUACAACAACACCGACGACGCCGAGCUAAUCGAGGCAUCCAAAGAUUACUACACCAACUACAUGCAAAACAACUUCCGCGGGUGGGAGAAUAGCAAAGCUGAAGUCAAGAAGAUCUGGACUGGCGUCAUGGGAUAUACCUCUGACACCAACCCUCACAUCGGUGAAGUGCCUGGAAAACCUGGGCAGUACAUUCUAGGUGGCUUCAAUGGUCAUGGUAUGCCAGUCAUCUGGCUCUCAGCAGAAGGUUUGGCCGAUAUGUUGCAUACUGGUAAGAAGUUUGAGGAGACCAAGGUCCCACGGGCUUUCAAGACAACACAGGAGAGAAUUGAUAAAGCAAAGACUGGUCCUGAAGGUGGAGACAUUCUUGCUUGA
Aureobasidium musti is the source of this 1344-nucleotide messenger RNA. Lineage: Eukaryota; Fungi; Ascomycota; Dothideomycetes; Dothideales; Saccotheciaceae. The record is from the annotation of a GenBank genome assembly.